Molecule: messenger RNA, 9667 nt
Organism: Bombyx mori (domestic silkworm)
Lineage: Eukaryota; Metazoa; Arthropoda; Insecta; Lepidoptera; Bombycidae
Product: blood vessel epicardial substance
Exons: 8
Coding region: 326-1666 (446 amino acids)
Biological process (GO): regulation of membrane potential; skeletal muscle tissue development; striated muscle cell differentiation
Cellular component (GO): sarcolemma
Molecular function (GO): cAMP binding
Source: RefSeq, a predicted model, not a curated record
UAAGCUCCAUCCUCGCGAGCGUCGUCUGCGCCUCCCCACGUGAGCUACGCUACUUAAUAUGAGUCCAGCACGCCGCGUUCGCUCGUGUUGUGGUGCUUUAUGAUGGUACGGCAUGAGAGUGCGAGAUAUGCGGACGUUCCUUGAGAGACGACGAGCUGUACUUGGUAUCGCUACAAGUGGGCGGAGAGACAAGACGCGUUUUAAGCUGCUCAGGUGAGCGGCCGUUCACAUCUCACACCGCUGCAUGCUGGUUAUAGACGCUGCGAUUUCGGGGUCGAUAAGAUAGUUGGGGGCUCGUACGCAAAGUGGGUCUUAGAGCGUGGUGAUGGAGUUGGUAAUACUUAAAGCGAGAGCUCAACUAAAUCGUCUCGUGUCGUCUGGUGAGAAGCGCAGCGGAAGCAGCGAGCGCUCGCCGCGUGGUGAGGGCGGAGGCGAGGGCGCGCGGGCGGCGGGCCGCGGCCGCAACAACAUGGCGCCGCCCGCGCCCUCAUCCUGGCUUAACGCCUCCCUUACUUACAACCUCUCGAGACUCAACACUACCUUCGAUACAGACUACGAGCUGCUUAACGCGACUGCCGGUGACGAUCAGAACAAUCACUGGUUUUGCGCUAAAUGGACAAGCGCUCAGCAGGAUCUGUUUCAGGCGGCAAAUCUGUGCUUCGCGCUGGCGUUUCUCGCGCCGAAGAGCUUCAAACAGAGCAUCUUAGUGCUGCGAGCCCUGGCGGCGUCGGGCGCCGUGCUCAUGGGCAUGUGGGCAGGCGCUGACGUAUGCGCACCCGACGUCCUCGCCUGGAGUCUAGCGCUUGUGCUCGUUAAUUCUUUACACACAGUCUUCUUAAUCAUAAGAUUUCUUCCGCCGGCGCUUUCCCUGGAACUGACUGACCUGUAUUUGAAGCUAUUCAAGCCGCUGAAAGUGAACAAGAAACACUUCCAGGAACUCACGCGGGAGGCUCGGAUAGUCCGCCUCGAGCCGGGUGAAGCAUACGCCGUCGAGGACGUAACACCAGCAGAUGAACGACUCUCUAUUCUUAUAAAGGGAAAACUGCGAGUUAGCUGCGAUGAGACGCAUCUUCAUUACAUACAGCCCUAUCAGUUUGUCGACUCACCGGAGUGGGAAGCGAACAGAGAGCAAUCUGAUGACGUAUUCCAGGUGACGGUGAUCGCAGAGGAGGUGUCCACGUGUGUGUGUUGGCCGCGCAUGCGCCUCGAGAGAGUGCUGCGACAUCGCCCCGCACUCAAGGUCGUGCUCGACUGCCUCAUAGGUAAAGACAUUACUCACAAACUAUACUCAGUGAGUGAAGGCUUAGGACUGGGUGCGGCGGGCGAACGAGAAGGUACACCGUUGCACCUGACGCGGUCUGCCAGCGUUGACGCGGUGCAUGAAGGUGCCCGUGGACGUCUCCGUAGUGCUGCCUGGCGAGCUCGCACCCCCGCACCCAAGGGUCAGUUACAAGGGGCAUCGUACUGGCAGCCAGUGGUAGCACGACAGUUUCUCCGACAGUCACCGUUCGGACGACUCAAUCAGCCUCCGCGAUUGGUCGCACAGUCUUCAUCGGCAAGUUUACAAACGCCAGCCCGCAAGCGCAGUCCACCCAGGAGGCCAGCAUCGUUGCGGCGCGGACGCGAAGUAAAGUUCGCUGAGAUAACGCCGGAGCCGGCCGUGUGACGCGGGCCGCGGCUCCAGCCAGAGCUGGUGCCGCUCGUUUCCCCACCGUUUUCCCCCAACUCGUCUUCACCCCCCCUGACGUCCCCCUGACAGGAAAUCGAGCGAACGUACAUGCCGCACAUGACUGAUUUUUGAACUAAAAGAAGUUUGCUCUUUAGCAGUGCUACGUUCGAAAUGCAAAAGACUUGUUUGUUGUUAACGUUUUCCAUACUAUUUCAAAUUAUUUACAAAAGAGCUUCCUGUUAAGUAUUGAAUGGUCAAUGUUUAUUUUUAAUAUUUGAAUUAAAUGCUUCCUCGUUCGCUCGGAAAUCGUAAAUAGUGUAAGGAAUAUUUAAAAAAAACUGAACGAAAAAGUAAAAAAGACUCAGUGAUAGAGUGAAUCAAUGAUCAUAAUGUGUAUGUUUAAGAAUGUGUAAUUAUUGUGUGAUGAAAUAGUCUAGCUUUGUUUGUUAUGUGCAAAACAGUGUACUUAUUAUAAAGUAACGCUCAAAUACCCCAAUAAAUAAUCCAAGAAACAGCAUUUCUGUAAAUAAUGCUAUAAAAACGAGUUAUGUUCCGUAUCAUGUAUAAAAAAAAGUAACACUGACUUUAUGGAAUUGUGACUAAUUUAUAGCAAUGAAUGUUUCGACUGUGGAGCCCUAAAAAUGUAUAGUACCUAUAAAUGUUACACUAUAGAUUGUUUACUAGUAUUAAGAAGAAUUAAAUCGUGAUAAAGUAAUAAUAAGGUUAGAUAAUGCGCGGUGCAUUUAUGUAUUGGUAAGUGUCAUGUUUGCCUUAAUUUUAAAUCAAUUGUUAAACCACAAUCCAAAUAUUGAGGUCAAAUAAGCAACGAGAUUUAACGGAAACGUAAAAAAAAGCUUCCUGAAACAAUGCAGUAAACAAUGAAAUCCUCUAAUUAUUUUGAAUAUUAUUAAGCAGAUCGUUAACUUAACAUUUCAAAUAGUCUUUCACGUUUUACCUGGGACCGUUUGAUUUCUAGUUGCUGAUUAGUUUUUUAUUGUCAUUACAAUAUGAGUUGUAAAACCUUCCUAUUAAUUAGUCUAAAGGAUCUAUAGUUAAAUGGCAAAAAAACUGAACUCUUAUCACAUAUCGCCACACCGUCACCGCGGCCAAUUUAAAUAUCGUGUUACUUAUUAAAGGGUAUUACUUUUUUUUUCUUAAACCGUUACUUAGUUUCAGAUUAACAUCAAUUCAUUUUUCUCCGAUCUCACAUCCGUGAGAUACUUAUGUAUAAUUUUUGAACAUUUCAUGUUUGAAAGUGAAGUCAGUGAAGUGAAGAACAUUCUUUUUAGAUUUGGACGAAGCUACGAAAAUCACUUUUGUUCCAAGAGAAGUUGUACAUAUUAUGUUCACUAUCAGUCUACUACUUCAAAGACAAAAAGGCUCAUGAAAUCAUGAAUCUGCGUCCAUAAUUUUAUUAAAGACUUCGGGCUGAGUUAGGUUAACUCCGGUCAUCGUUCUCGUCGAACCUGUCGCUUGCGACGAAGGGCUUGACGAGUAAAUUAACCCACAGGACACAGUUUAUCGCCGGAUCUUCUCAGUGGUUCGUGUUUCCGAUCCGGUGGUAGAUUCUGCGAAGCACGGCUCUUGCUAGGGUUCGUGUUAGCAACGUCGCCAAGUUUGAGCUCAGUGAGCUCACCUACUAGUUGAGGUUACGCUGAAAUAGCCUCUCAAGGCUAUCAGCUUAGGUAAGAAAAAGAAGGUUAACUGUUAUUUAAAAAAUUUGAUCACUCAAAAAUAUUGGUUGAUUCUAACGGACGAAAAAAAAACAGUGCACAGCAGUAUACUGACAAUUUUAAGAUUAGUAUCAAAAUUUUUCAAGUUUUGAAGUUAUACUUCUUUAGGCGCGUUAUGAAAAAUUGAUGAGAGUGAAAUUUUACGAUGCGUGCGCACCGUGACACAAAAUUAACAGAAUGAAGUUGCUCACUAAAUCGCUCAUUACAAUACCACCGACGUAACUUGGCAAGUCUGAAUAUAGCCGCAGGUGAACUUUCCGAACCGUACCGAAAAUUACCGAAUUUAUACGAUGUCAAGAAAAGUGAUGUCCAAUAUGCGUGUUUGAGGAUGUUGCUUAAUCGAUUUUUUUUCAAAUUGAUUAAAAUUUAAAUAAAAAAAAAGAAAAGUAUAACUUCUUACGCGCGUACAUAAGUACACGUACCCUUUUUUUUAAGAAGUUUGAUUCUCAACGCCCCUAUUAAUUUAUUAAAAGUAUGUACCGCCUAUAUAACAAGACCUUCAACUAAUAAUACAUUCUUAAUAUUUUCUUUAAAUCUAAAGUAAGUGGAAUUGUAAGACACAUGUAUUAUAAUAACCAUACAACAAUUUAAUUAAAAAAUUCUUGGUUCUUCACUCUAUUGCAAAUAUUCAAAAACGAACUAAUCAAAAACCAACAACCAAUUCAAUCCAAACAAUUUUCAUUAAAUGUUUCUAUUCAUGAAAUGUUCUUAAUGUUCUAAAAAUUUUAAAACCUCAAAUGUUACUAGAUGAAUAACGGAUUUGUGAUCAUCACGUUUUUUGCUAUUUGACCAUGGAAUCCUAAAACAAAUUGAAUUAUAUUUAUUGCAAUGUUUUUUUUUUUAAUUUACCCCACAGUUAACAAACGCAUUAAAACUAAUGUUAGCUUAAAUCGUAUUUUGUCUUUUUCUGUCGCAUUUUAAGCAGCCCUUUUUCUAUAAUAUUUAACAUUGUGAUUAUUUGUCAUUACAUUGCCACUUUUGUACUAUUACUGAAAAUGAAAUGCACUCUCAAAAAUUCACACGAGAACCGUUUUCUUUAAUAGUACACGUAUUUGUAGUAUAUUUUCAUAUUCAAAGUUUUUCGCAUAAAUAAACUAACAUAACUUACACAAAUACUUAACGCAAAUAAAAUUUUUUAUCACAGUAUCACAAGCACAACAAAUUUUAAUUUAAUUUUUAAUUCAAUUUUAUUCAUAAAAAAAAUUAAUUCAAUUACCAUUAAGGCCAAAUGUAUGGUAGUUAAACACUACCAAGCUAACAAGCAUAUUAUUAUUAUAUGGAUAUAAGACAAGAUCCGGUGUUUAAGUGACUUUCGGUCAUCAGUUUGCCAGUAUAUGUGGUGACUAUCUUUCUUGUGGGUCGGUAAGAAAUCGCCGCACUUCCACUUGUACGUUGGGUAUGGAGUGUUAAAAUCGACUCGAAGGAGACAGACUCUCGUACCACAGCCCAGGUGCUAACUUCAAAUCAGCAAACGCUCAAUAACGAAUCAGGCACAAAUUCCGCAUCUCUCCAGGCUAACACACUCUCACGGGACGCCGAGUCGGCGAUUGUAGCUAUUGCGAUUAUAGAAACACACAUGCCACACAAUGACAGCAACCCUAGUAUAUAGCAAUAAUUUCAUUAAGCAAACUGUAUGGCCAGAAUUCAUUUAAAAAGGGAUCUUUGACUAACAUAAUACAGUUACUAUAUCAAAAUAUAUGACGACAUAGGAGAACAAAGUGUCCGUACGUGGUUAACAAUUGCUCCGCGAAUUAAUUGAGGAACUAAUAUGCAAGCUACUUAAUGUUGUCGUUGCUAAAAUGGCCUAUCCUAAUUUAGUCACAAAUUUCGAGUUUAUUCUAAAUACACCUCCCCGCAAUUUAUAAAGUUACGCUUCUUAGCCUUGAUCCGUUUGAUUCCCCAUUGUAUAAAAACGGGCAUUGUAAAUUUUUAACAUCUAAUUAAUAGAUACCCAUUCAAUAAAAAUAACUUGUUGUCGUUCGUGUUUAGUUGAUGUUGCUUUAUUCGUGUAAAAUACAUGUGUUUAGAUGAAAUAGCACGUAGCGUGUACUUUCAGUCAAAUGCGACGAAUAACUAUCUAUUUAAUAUAGAAACAAUAUUUGAUUAGGACAGAAUUGAGUUUGUUUAUUAUACAAAUAAUAAUAAAUAAUAAUAAUAGUAAAGAAUCAUUUUUUUAAUCAGACUAAGUUUUAAAUUAAAAAUAAAAAAAUUACAAAAUUAUUUGUUUGGUUUGCUAUGACACAAGAACAACAGCGGGGGCAAUAGCUUUGUUUUUUUUAGAAUUAACCAAACUUCACCAAAUACUGUAUUUUAUAUCGAAAGGCUUCAAAUGAAAAAAUUUAAAUGGCCAAUAAUUAACAAAUUAAUUUUUCGAAAUCCCUUUAUCGCUUUCUGUAACUUAUUGUCAGUGGCCGAUUAUGUCACAUGCGCCAUAAAAUCACGAAUCCUUCUAUAGAAAUCUGUAAGAAUCGACCACCAUUGAUUUUCAAAUAAAUUAAUAUAAUAUAAUUUUGUUUCGAAACGUGGUUUAUUUGUAAUAAUUUGGAAGAAUAAAUAUAUACUAACACUAGCAUUAACUGUAGCGCUAAGAAAGAUUAAGUACUGGGCGCAUGACAGCUUACUUUAUACUCGUAGUCAACUCAAGAGCUGAAAUUUAAGAUCUAUUUAACAAAGAACAAGUUAGUUUUAAAAUUUUCAGCUCCUAUUAUUUUUUAAACAUAAAUACCAAAUAAACACAAUUUUGUCCUAAGUACAAUAAACACGUUUCACAAGAAUACAUAUCUCUUCGUCGUUAUGUAUAAUCUUGUUAUUUACUUCUUCGACGUAGUAAAAAUGUUCUCGGUGGGCUUUAUUUAAUAACGCAGUAGAUUAGUUAAAUGGUCUAGAAAUAUUACGUUUCUAAGGUAUUUACAGUGCUUCUGUAACAUGAUCUUCCAUAUUCUAAAAGAAAAAGAGAGAGAGAGAGAUAAAUUUAAAUUAGUAAGUUAUAUUUGGUUAAACAAUAUAACAAAUAUCUAGGAUUUAAAUAAUGCAAGUGGUUCUAAUUUUACAAGCUAUAAAAUAAAGAAUCAUUUAAAACAUAACAGCACUUUCAAUCACACUGAUCUCUUCUAAAAUAUUAUUAUAAAUUUGUAUUCUUUCUUAACUGUUGGCCUUGCUCUUUUAGUAAUAAAUAUAACGUUAAAGGCUAGUGAAAUUUUGAUAAAACUAAUAACAACUAGACUUGGAAUUGUAAAGUAUAAGGUGUAACAAAGCAUUAUGAACGAUUUACUGUAUAAUUGUAUUAAUUUAAAACUACUCUGCACAUAAUAUACUAAUCUUCUCUAUCAUAUUAUUAAAUAGUUACACUAUUGUGGAUCACGUUAUUUAAUUUAUUUGUUUACUUCAUAGAAUUGAUUGCGCGUUAUUAUUCUAUUAUAUAUUUAAUUAAAUAAUUCUAAAACUAUUAGUUUUACGUGUCGAUUCUAGUUGAAUCUUUUUGGUAAUUUUGUAUCAAAUUUAUUUCCUACUUAAUAUUUAUAAUUACUUAUAAUAAAGGCGAAAAACUUGUACAUGUAAAUUUAACAAAAGCAAAGUAUAAAUACUAAAUGUGUGUUUCCUAGAGUUGUUUGUUUAAGCAUAGUUUAUUUAAAUGUAAUUUAAUAAUAAGUUUAAAAAUUAUAGUGCUUUUGUUAUAGGGUUUGUAAUCCAAGCGGCUUCAAUUAUAUUAUAUCCCGAUAAGUUAAUAUAAAACUUAACUGUACUAGAUACAUCUUUUCAUUUUUGAGCUUGUAAUCUUUUAAUUUUUUUAUAUAAAUAGAAAACACAGAAGCUCACAGCUCAACAUAAAUACUAGUAUCUGCUUUAACUUAUGAAUCAAUUGCUUUAGAAUAAUGGUACUUCUGCUCUUAAAAAUAAGACUCAUGAUUACUUCGCGACGAACUAAGCAGAAUCAUGUAGGUAAAUAGUCCGGGUCAAUAACAUUCUCACAGCACCUACAAAUUUGAUUGAAAUUAGAUUAUCUAAAGUAUCACUAUCGAAUAUAUAAAUAUGUGUUUUUUAUACAUACAAAUGAAAUCAAUGUGGUCAAAUCAGGACUACAAGGCAAACAAUUAACGUUUCAUUUUAUCAAAUUAUUGAUUGAUUUAUUUUGUUUAUACAGUUUUACGUCAGUCUUCCGUUAAUUUCUUAUCAUGCAACCAUAUUCUUCCUUAGUAGGUACCUUAACAAUAAUUGAAUACGAAUCAAUAUUCACUAUACUUUAAAUUUAAACAAGCAACUGACACCAGCUGGCCUAAGAUACAUCUUAGACUGAAUCAAUGAAUGUUUUUGGUGAUUUUUUCAUGUUUGCUGAUCUAAUAAUGAGUCAUAACUGAACUGAAUACUGAUGAAUGAAACAUAAACUGAAAUUACGUUACUGAUUUAUCGAGUUUGACGUAUUCAUUUUAUUCCUCCUACCAGUUUUCAAAAAUGUAGAUUCGGCACGAUUGAGAAAUUGACAUUUCUUGAGUAAUAGUAAGCUGGUUUACGAAUGAUAAAUCAGGAUAUAGACAACCGGACAUAGCCAGCAUAGCAAUUUAAAAUGAAUUACAAGUAAUUUGAUGACAAAUGAAAACGAAUGUAUAUUUCAGGGUAAAAGCCAAACACCAAUAACAGCCCAUUGUACUCGUAUUAAGCGAUGCGACUUUUCUAAGAAAAUAAAUACCUACUUCACAUGUGCUCACGAAUGUCGUCCUAGAUAACAAAGAGCAUCGUGUUAUAAAAAUGUAACCCAUAUAUAAUAUAUUUAUUUGCUUGUUUACUUGUUCUGUUUCUACUACACACAAUGCGAUUGUUUUAUUUCUGCUACAAAGCAGUCAUGCAUUCUGGUUUUCUGGAUGUGAUAGUGUUACUAAGAAGGAUAGACGCAAAGAUAUAAUAUUCGUAGAUAAUAGAUUUAAGUUGAUUGAAUGUAAUUUAAAUCUGUGACCGUUUGAAAUAUAGUAACUAAUACAUGUUUAUGAAUGUCCAUGAUUCAGACUUUCGCUGUAUCAUUGAAAUUUAAAGCCAGUCGACGAAAUUCUGCGAAAUUACUUAAUGAAAAUUGAAACGAGUCUUUUAAUAAAUUCAAAUGUACAAAAUCUGAAGAGAACUGUUACUUUUUGUUGUUGUUAUUUGUUAACAUACAUAGGAACUAGUGAUAGAACUCGAAUGAAACAUGGCGGUUUCUACUAGAGUUGUAUUUGUUAUUCAGAAUAAACCUAAAUUUUUUUCUAGGUGACAUCCUUAUUGUCCUCUGUUCAAAACCUCGAUCCAAAGUAUUCGAAUGCUCUCAAUAUUGUUGUCAAUAUUUAUUCGAAGUGAACGCUCAAAUCUGUCUUCGAUAUUGAACUAGAUUAAUUUUGCUUCAAUCGAAGAAAUCCCCAGAAUGAUUUUUUUACUCACGGCCCAGCCCGGUACUAACUAGUACAGUACAGAAACCUUCGAUCCCUUCUGGUAAGCUAUGUCCCAAAAGUCUGAUAGCCACUGCGAUAUACCGGCCACAAGAAAUCCUGUUACGAAACUCAUGUUUUUUUUCCUACGUAAUCAUUGGUAGCCUAAGGGACUAUUCCAACUUCACGCGCACCAGAAGCUGAGCUCACGGGCUCAACCUGAGAGAAUUGCCAACACUAGCCCUAGCAAGAGCAGUGCUUCGCUGAAUCAACUACCGGAUCGGAAUCGCGACCCACUAAGAAGAUCCGGCGAGAAACUCAGUGGGUAUCCGUGUUAUUAUCCGCAUAGCAAUAUAUUAUGUCAAUCUAUGUAAUUUAUAUGUAUAUAAGAUGAAAAGCGAAGGACGUCGAAAAAACCUUUUAAAGUUAGUCCUUUUUUAUCCUAUCCAAGUUACCAGUCGACUAUAAAAGUAUUACCAUGACUAGGACUAUCACUAUUAAGUUUCUGUUCUUAAAUAGAACUUCAAAAUUUUCAUGCACUUCUUAUCUAUUUAACCAAGCCGCUUGUGACCGCUUCAAUUAUGUAUGAGAAAACGUAACAAUUUAGAAUAAUAUAACUAAUUUGAUUUAUUUCUAUAAUUUUAUGCUAGCGAAUGACAAUGUUGUAAUGAAAUUUACAACUACACUUCAAAUUAUUUACCUCGCGCUGAAGAAUUGAGAAGAAUUUAUACAAAGAAUGUCAGCUUUGUAAUUUGAUCUUCAAUAUUAUGAGUCAGAGUACCUACAUUCACCGUAAGGAUUAUUAAUUAUAUUCAUGUAUUUAUCAACUUUAUAAACAUGUUUAUUGUGUCUUUAAUAAAAGAAUUGCUUAAUAA